Molecule: messenger RNA, 2343 nt
Organism: Guyanagaster necrorhizus
Lineage: Eukaryota; Fungi; Basidiomycota; Agaricomycetes; Agaricales; Physalacriaceae
Product: glycerol-3-phosphate O-acyltransferase
Exons: 9
Coding region: 1-2343 (780 amino acids)
Biological process (GO): phospholipid biosynthetic process
Molecular function (GO): glycerol-3-phosphate O-acyltransferase activity; glycerone-phosphate O-acyltransferase activity
Source: RefSeq, a predicted model, not a curated record
AUGGCCAAGGUAGUAACCAAGCACCCCCGCCUCUCUUACGAUGCUGCCAUGCUCUUCUGGCGCAUUGUUACCCAGAUAUUCUUUCGCGAGGUCCGACCCAGAGGUGCAUUCAAUAUACCACGUUCAGGGCCCGUAAUAUUCGUUGGGGCACCUCACAGUAACCAGUUUCUCGAUCCCCUUCUGCUGAGUCUCGAAGUCUACAAGGAGACACAUCGCCAUGUCCAAUUUCUUACGGCAGCGAAGAGUAUGCAAAGGAAGGCGGUUGGGUUCUUCAGUCGGAUGAUGGAAAGUAUCCCGGUGGCUCGUGCUGCUGAUUCUGCCAGUCCCGGUACUGGAAGAUUGCGAAUCUCUCCUGAUGAUCCAUGCAUUGUAUUGGGCGACGGAACUCGGUUCCUAUCCGAAUUGUCGCCAAGGAUGCAAAUCAUGCUUCCCAAAUCUGUCAACUCGUUGGUCGCCGAAGUUGUGGAAGUUGUAUCCGAUACCGAGUUGAAAGUGAAACGCGAAUUUGGUGGUGAGAAAGGGACAGCAAAGGUCCGAGACAAGAUUACCGAACUGGAGGCUGCAGGAGAGAAAGGAGGUCUUCCAUUCAAAAAGCUCCCUUUUGUGGACCAGCAAGAAAUGUACCGAUACGUUUAUGAGUGCUUACAAAACAACGGGAGCAUUGGCAUUUUCCCUGAAGGUGGUAGUCACGAUCGAACUGAUUUACUCCCUUUGAAGGCCGGUGUCUCUAUAAUGGCUUUGGGUGCCAUGGCGAACAACCCCGACGUUCGAGUGAAAAUUGUUCCUGUAGGAUUGUCCUACUUCCAUGCUCACCGCUUCCGCUCCCGCGCAGUUGUGGAAUUUGGCGGCGCUCUAGAUGUUCCUGAGGAAUUAGUGGAAAUGUUCAAACAAGGAGGCACUCAGAAGCGCGAAGCCGUUGCGAAAUUUUUGGACCUCGUUUAUGACGCGCUCAAAACUGUCACAGUUCGGGCUCCCGAUUAUGACACCCUCAUGUUGAUUCAAGCGGCGAGGAGACUGUACAAAACACCAGGUCAGCACCUGACGUUAGGUCAGGUUGUUGAGUUGAACAGGCGGUUAUUGGAAGGAUACACACAUUUUAAGGAUGAACCUCGAGUAGUGAAACUUCGGAAAAACGUACUGAAGUACAACCGCCUUCUUCGAGAUCUUGGUCUCCGAGACCACCAGGUCCCCCGAGCGGUUAAGGCUAGCUGGGCGACCUUAGGUCUUCUGGGAUACCGGAUUGCUCUGCUAUUAGUUUGGAGUAUUUUGGCCCUACCAGGGACAAUACUGAACGGCCCAAUGUUCAUCAUUGCGUCUGUCCUUUCUCGAAAGAAAGCCAAAGAGGCUCUAGCUGAAUCCGUCGUCAAAAUUGCGGCUCGUGACGUGUUAGCGACCUGGAAAGUUUUAAUAUCUCUAGGUGUUGCUCCCUUACUGUAUGGUUUCUAUGCGUUUGUUGCCACGCUUUGGUCCAUUCGCGUGAAUUCCCCCCUCAAAUGGAGAAUAGCCACACCUUUCAUGGUGAUUUUGUCCUUGCCCUUUAUGAAUUUUGCAGCUCUGAAAUUCGGCGAGGCUGGGAUGGACGUUUUGAAAUCUUUGAGACCACUGAUCGUGGCACUCGUCCCAGGCCAACAGCGAUCCCUUGACAAAUUGAAAGCUAUGCGUACUCAAUUAUCCAAUGAGGUCGUGGAUGUCAUCAACGAUUUUGGACCCAAACUGUACGAAGAUUUUAAUGAGACACGAAUGUUGCCUACCUCCAGUGUACCUUCUUCCAGUGGAAAGUCUGGCCUGUGGAGAAGAACGAGUAGUACGGGGGCUGUCGAUGCUCAAGGUCUGGGUCUCAUUCAUCCCAUGACAUGGAUCGAUGAACGUCUUUUUGGAUGGAGUCGGAGUGCCCGUCGUGGAACUAGUGCUUGGAGUGGAGGCGAUGAAACUAGUAGAGUUGGCACCCCCGAAGACUCGGACGAAGAGGAUGCCGGUGACUACGAUAAUGUCCUUGGCUAUUUACCGGGACAAGAUGGCCAGUCUAGCGCAAGCUACAAAGCACGAAGUCGGGCAAACUCGUACGCUGAUCUACAACGAAUGCGACUCUCCCCUCUGCAACCUAUGGCAGCCCCCCCGAAAUUCUAUCAAAACGAGACGACAAGUCCCACGUCUUCGACGACAGAAUUAGAUGGGAUACAUUUCCGUAGAGGCCGUAGGAAUCGUAAGUCCAGUCUAUCAGAUGGCGUUCCAGUGGAACGCAUUGCUUCUGUCGACCGUGGGGAAAGCUUCAACGCUGCAACAAGUCAUCUGAAUGAUGAGAUACGGCUGAGAAAGGAGGGUGGGUCAGAACACCACGGGUGA